This is a messenger RNA of Photinus pyralis (common eastern firefly), 1873 nucleotides long. RefSeq names its product membrane-associated tyrosine- and threonine-specific cdc2-inhibitory kinase. Gene Ontology annotation, biological process: protein phosphorylation. Bases 135 to 1454 code for a protein of 439 amino acids. The transcript is spliced from 7 exons. The record is from RefSeq and is a predicted model, not a curated record. Gene Ontology annotation, molecular function: ATP binding; protein kinase activity. Lineage: Eukaryota; Metazoa; Arthropoda; Insecta; Coleoptera; Lampyridae.
GAUUACACUUGUAUACCACUUGUGCUUGUGGUAUGUUGUGCGUCUAGUUCUUCGUGUUAAAUGUAGCUGGUAGUCUUAGGUCUCAUUCAUUUUCUUUUUAAUUUCGUUGAGUUUUAUAAGUUUUAUUUAAAAAUAUGGCUAAGAGUAAGUUCCAGAAGAAGCAUAAACUCAUUUUCAUCAAGACAAAAAAGAAGCAGAGGAUAAAGCAAGCUUCAAGAAGUACAAGAUGUUCAAUCGAAGAUAUACCUAUUAAGGUACGUCAUUCGUUGCAUAGAAGACGAUCGAAUGCUCCAGUCGGGGCCGUGGCAAUGGUUACUAGUCCAAAUGUGGUGCUAAGUUCUCUCUAUAGAAGAGAUGCUGAUUUAAAAUACAUGGAUCAAGUGUUUACGUCCAAAGUUGAAAUCGGUCGCGGUAGCUUUGGAAAUGUGUACAAGGUAAUGUCUAGAGACGACCACAAUCAGUACGCUGUGAAAGUGACCAACGAUAAACGUUCCGUCGUGCAUAAAGGGGAAGCGUCUCGUAUGUUGAAAUUUCCCCCCCAUCAGCAUUGCAUCCAACUUGUCAAUGCGUGGGAAGAGGACUUUCGCAUUCACAUUCAAAUGGAAUUGUGCAAGAUUAGUUUAGAGGCUUUUCUAAAUGUGCAUUAUUCCGUUCCCGAGCGCCCCGCUAUGGAAAUUUUUCUAGACAUCGCUUUGGGCUUACAGCACCUGCAUGCUCACGGACUAAUUCAUUUGGAUAUAAAACCGUCUAAUAUAAUGAUUACGGAAACUGGUAUUUGCAAGUUGGGGGAUUUCGGACUGCUAGUCGACACUCGUGACCUAAGAAAUGAUAAGGUUGUAUCGUCUGAUCCAUCAGAGGGCGAUUCUAAGUAUGUGGCCAUGGAGGUCCUACGCCAAGAAAUCUAUACAAAGGCAGCUGAUAUAUUCAGUUUCGGUUUAUUAAUGAUGGAGACGUUGUCAGACGUGAACUUACCGAAAGGUGGUCCAGUGUGGGAACUGCUACGCUUAGGGCGAGAACCUACGUGCUAUCACAACCGCUCGGUCUCAAAUCGCUUGAGAUCUUUAUUACGAAAAAUGAUGCGGGUAGAUUAUAAAAACCGUCCUCAAAUAGGAGAAAUUUUACAACAUGUCUUAGUCCGUAAUGUGAUGAUUGCACGAGAAAACGGCAAUAGAAUCAAUAUAAUGGCCACCUGGGAGGCUGAUCUUGCAAUGCACCUCGUUAAUCUUCAACGUGCUGUGGAACGUGCGGCACAGAGAGAACAACAACGUGCAGCACGCGCUCUAGUACCUGAACCUCUUGGAAAUCUCCCUCCUCCGCUACACGAACCGAUGGAGGUUGGCCAGUUGCCGGCAUCGCCGAGAGUGCCUCUACAAGAGAUGCCUGUGCGAGAAGUGCAAAUAAUGCAGCAACCUGUGGUAAAUCCAAAGAGCCACAUUGUGCGCCGCUUGUUCUAGGCGUUUGUUGCUAGUAUUUAUAUUAUUUACUAUGAUCUCGUCAAUAUAUACAGUGAUAAGCAACAUAGUCUGAAAUCAGAGAAUUAUUUUUUUGUUUUGUUAUUUAUAUUGUUUCUCGUUCCUUAGUUUGCGUAUUUGAUUCCAAAUGUAUUUGUAGUUAUAGUAGUUAGUGUUUUGCUUUACAAAAGCAUUCAGUAUUAAUCCUGUUUCUCUAGUGACUACCAAAACCUUAAGUACAAAUGUAAGCAAUGACUUAGGUGUAGUACUGAAAAUCAAAUUCUAUUUCGUUAUAGUAGUUGGCAGUUGCAAUACUUAAAUGUAGUAGUUUAUCUAGGCUUUAAAGGGUCGUCGUUCUUGGCAUUAUUCGUUUGUUCCGGCCAUAUAUUUUUUUGUGUUUAUUAAAAAGGUUUUUGCAAGUA